AUGGCCAUUUUGAACUGGGUUCGUCGAUUCUGGGGCCAGCAGGCCACUAGGAGCGACGAAGGCAUCUACCAGAAGGAUGUUCUUCCUAAGGUCAUUGAGCCUACCAUUAUUUCAUGCCCUGGAACUCCGUUUCCAGAGACUCCGAAUACUGCUGUUGCUUCCCCUGCUGGCAGUGAACAGACUCUAGUAUUGGAGAAACUCCCAGAGGAAUUCGGCCGGCUGGGAUCUUGGAGAGGCACCUUGAUCUUGCUGGUAACUUCAGGCUCCCAAUUUCUUGAUAAUGUCUUCAUGACAAGUUCUAACAUGGCACUGGCAUCAAUUCAAGAGGAGUUCGGAAUUUCCAGCACUGACCUGCAGUGGAUGAUCUCCGCGUAUACCUUGACAUUUGGUGGUUUCCUGCUUCUCGCUGGAGCCUUGUCCGAUCGAUAUGGACGAAAGAAAAUAUUGUGCUUGGGUCUUGCCUGGCUAUCCGUGUGGACAUUGGCUAUUGGAUUCGGCCAGUCAUUCAUUCAACUUACAGUUUUCCGUGGCAUCCAAGGGAUUGGAGCCGCAAUGACCGUCCCAUCAGCUAUUGGAAUUAUUAGUUCCUAUUUUACAGGCAUUGAUCGUACUCGAGCAUUGUCUAUUUAUGCUGCUUCAGGAACCCUGGGUUUCUGCGCGGGGCUUAUUUUCGGUGGAUUCUUGACCUCCUCACUUGGGUGGAGAUACAUCUUCUACUUCAUUGUCAUUAUCACUGGAUGCCUUGACAUUCUGGGUGUUAUUGUCCUACCGCGCGAUAGGGUGGACAUCAAAGCGAGACCCAAGAUGGACUACUUUGGCGCAGUAUUGUCAACCGUCGGCCUUAUCUUGCUUCAGUUUGUCUUGUCCAGCGGUGGUACCUACGGCUGGGAUACGCCAUUUGUCAUUGUGUUGUUGAUCUUGGCCGUUGGGCUUUUGGUCGGGUUCACUUUGUUAGAAAAAUACAUCAGUAACCCGCUGAUGCCUUUGUCGCUGUGGAAAAUUCGCAACUUCGCUGGUCUGUGGGUUGCAGGAUUCACUGGCUACGGAAGCUAUCAAAAUGUCAUUUACUAUAUCGUCUUGAUUGCACAGCAAGUUGACAAUCUUUCGGCCGGCGACACGGCACUUCGAUUCCUACCAAUGGGAGUGAUUGGUUUUAUUGUGUCUCUAGGAACUGGAAAACUCCUCGAGUACAUGAAUGGAAAAUACCUACUCCUCGCUGGACUAGUGCUCACUCUUCUGGCUCCAGUCCCGAGUGCCUUGACAGUGACGUCUACCUCUGACUUUUGGGUAAAUGUUCUUGCAACAUCCUUGAUCAGUAUAUCUGCUGUGUCUUUGAUAUUUGUGACAACUAGCACUACAAUUUUGACGACUGUUCCGGUCAAUGUCAAGAGUUUAUGCGGUGGAAUGCUUAACACUGCGUUUCAAAUCGGGUCUGGUGUGGCCCUGGCCAUCUCAGCUGCAACGACUGAGGCAGUCGAUAUCCAAAAAGGACAUGGUAUUGCUCAGCAAUACUCAACCGGACUCUGGUGCUCUGCUGGACUUGCUGGUCUCGGUCUGAUUAUCGGAAUUAUUGCCGUCCGAAGAAGAGGAAUCGGGCCAAAAGAUCGAGUUGGAGAACCGGUGGCUCUGUGA
This is a messenger RNA of Penicillium macrosclerotiorum, 1632 nucleotides long. RefSeq lists its product as uncharacterized. The record is from RefSeq and is a predicted model, not a curated record. Gene Ontology annotation, biological process: transmembrane transport. Gene Ontology annotation, molecular function: transmembrane transporter activity. The transcript is spliced from 5 exons. Gene Ontology annotation, cellular component: membrane. NCBI's taxonomy places the organism in Eukaryota, Fungi, Ascomycota, Eurotiomycetes, Eurotiales, Aspergillaceae. The coding region runs from base 1 to 1632 and encodes 543 amino acids.